GCAAAUUAGGCGAUGACGUCAUUUAGCGACUUCUCGCGACUUUCCUUACUGAGGAGCUGGCAACAGUGAAGCCCAGACGAUGAUGGAGAGCGAGCAGGUGCUGAACGCUGAGCGGGUGCGAGCCCUGGAAGCCUGGCUGGAAACGACCAACACGAAGGUGGUUCAAGUGAACGGCCAGAGGAAGUACGGAGGUCCUCCUGAAGUGUGGGACGGCCCCGCUCCAGGAACCCGCUGUGAGGUCUACAUCAGCCAGAUCCCUCGGGACGCCUACGAGGACCUGCUCAUCCCCCUGUUCAGCUCUGUGGGGCCGCUCUGGGAGUUCCGGCUGAUGAUGAACUUCAGCGGUCAGAACCGCGGCUUCGCCUACGCCAAAUACGGGACGUCGGCCGUGGCUACCGACGCCAUCCGCCUGCUGAACGGCCACAUGCUGGAGCCCGGCUUCCGCCUCAGCGUACGCCGGAGCAUCGAGAAGAGGCAGCUCUGCAUUGGAGAUCUGCCGGAUGCCACCAGGCAAGAAGACCUCCUGCAGGUGCUGCGUGUGUUUGCAGAGGGCGUGGAGAAGGUGUCCCUGAAGACCGGGCCUGGAAUAGACGGGGUGUCGGCCAUCGUCACCUUCUCCUCCCACCACUCUGCCUCCAUGGCCAAGAAGGUGGUGGUGGAAGCUUUUAAGAAGCACUUUGCUUUGACCGUCUCGCUCAAGUGGCAGUCCACAGAGAAGCCCAACCCCAGCGAGCCCCAGCCUCUUCAGAAGCCUCCAAAGAGCCUCCCGCUGCCCCUGAAGCCUCCACGCCACGCCUCUCGGCCCCCGGUCCUGCCUCCUCGCCUGGCGGUCCCCCCUUCCAUCUCCCCGGGUUUCUGCAGAGCCGUGGGAGGACCCCCCGUCCCACAGCAGCUCCAGGCCUCCUGCUGCUACCAGGGCCAUGCGGUGUUUGCAGGAUCCCCGGUGAUGCUCAGUAAGCUGUGUGAGGUCACAGAGGAGGAGGCUGGGUGGGCCGCGGCCCAGCAGGUCCUACAGAGAGUUUACAGCCAGCGGAUCAGCCCCUGAGCUCUGGUUCUCCUGCUGCUGCAGUCUGUUUGUGUUGUAUAUAAGAACAACAGCAAUGUGAUGUUUUAUGGAGUUUGCUGUUUUUUGCAUGUUUUUACGGUAGUAGCAGAAGUUGAUCUGGUUUGUUUUAUACGUGUUUUUUACUCUGUUUCGAUGUGUUCUGUGUUGAUUGUUACUCAUUUACAAUAAAUGAGAUUUGAACUGA
This is a messenger RNA of Acanthochromis polyacanthus (spiny chromis), 1250 nucleotides long. RefSeq names its product dead end protein 1-like. The record is from RefSeq and is a predicted model, not a curated record. Gene Ontology annotation, molecular function: mRNA binding. The transcript is spliced from 5 exons. Gene Ontology annotation, biological process: negative regulation of miRNA-mediated gene silencing; mRNA stabilization. Gene Ontology annotation, cellular component: cytoplasm; nucleus. The coding region runs from base 80 to 1045 and encodes 321 amino acids. Lineage: Eukaryota; Metazoa; Chordata; Actinopteri; Pomacentridae.